Molecule: messenger RNA, 3174 nt
Organism: Brassicogethes aeneus
Lineage: Eukaryota; Metazoa; Arthropoda; Insecta; Coleoptera; Nitidulidae
Source: the annotation of a GenBank genome assembly
AUGCGGCUUCGCAAGUUCUGGUACAUAAUUCUCUUGCUGUUGUUUUGUACGACUUUUGUUUUAAACGAUGAAAUUGUGGCGAAAAAGGAUGGAGACGGUUCGGAAAUGGGGAUUGUUAAAAGUAUCUCCAACAAAUUGCUGGUUUUUGCUACUUUGGAAGGAAACUUGGUGGCAAUAGAUAAAAUAUCUGGGGAAAUUAAGUGGAAAAUUAAAGACAAGCCUAUAGUACAAGUACCAACUGAUAUACAAGAUGCUAUUAUUCCAAUGUUGCUACCAGACCCAAGAGACGGUUCUUUAUAUCUCGUGGGAGAUUCUAACGAACCUUUAAAAAAACUCCCAUUUUCAAUACCAACAUUGGUAGCUUCAUCACCCUGCAGAAGCUCGGAUGGUAUUAUGUACACAGGCAAAAAAAAGGACAUCUGGUUCAAGCUGGACCCGAAAACCGGCAACAAGGUGCAAGUGAUAGGGUGGGGGGACGUGCCCAACCCCACGUGCCCCAUUCCCACCAAUCAUUUCGUUUAUAUCGGUCGCACCAAGUACAACGUCAUGAUGGUGGACAGCAAAAACCCCAGGCGGAAGUGGAACGUCACUUAUUAUGACUACACCGCCGCUGACAUGGACGCCAUCGAGAGAAACAACUACGACUACGUUCAUUUCGCUUCGACAUCAAGUGGCCGUUUGGUGACGAUGGAUCGCGUCACCGGUCAAAUAAUUUGGGAUGGCGACGUUGGCAGCCCUGUAGUGGCCGCCUACAUUUUGGACCCCGAGGGUCUUAUAUCCGUGCCCUUUACCAGUCUAGCCAACCACACCAUAACAUAUUUGGCCAGGCAGCUUUUGACCAGAACACAACAGAUGAAGUUGUAUCCAACACUGUACGUUGGUAACCACGGUUACGGAUUGUAUGCCAUCCCGUCAUUGGUCGAUUCAAACGUGGUAACCAUAACGGCAACAGGACCGGACGGUCCCUUAUUAUUAGGGGGCCCCUAUGCGCCUGAGGAACCGCAGCCUUAUGCUGAGUACAUAAUACCAGGGAGAAACUACAGAAUACCAAAAGACAUCUACGACGAUAACUUCCAAAGCAUCUCGGACGACAAAAUGAAAAGCUACAUAAUCGUCUAUACGGGCCAUUACAACGUCCCGGAAUUUUCCGACAAAAAAUUCAUGAUAUCCGGAAAAGCGGACGGCACGAAGUUGAUAACGGACGCAACUUCUGGCGAAACCGUCAAAACGAUGGGCCCUCGAAAUAAACCGGCCAGCAAGCAGACCCAAACCGAGUCCGUCGGACACGACGUCAAAAAGGAGCAGUGGAGAAAGAAAAAUGUUUUUUUGGGUGUUUUUUCAUAUGGUUCUGUAAACAAAACUUACUGUGAUGUUAAACAAUGGGUAAAUCAGCAGGAAAAUAAGGACCUAAAAUUGGUUGUCAUCAUUUUAUCUGGUUGUGUUAUAGCCAUGUUUUGGUAUUUAAGGGCACAAGUGAGAGACAUACAAAAUAUGUCCCAAAAUGGCUCAAAAACGAGUCAACAAUCGUACGGCAAAAAUGGAGCUAUAACAGCAGUGGCAGAAGAAUUUCCAGAUGGGUUGGUAAAAGUUGGCAAAAUAACAUUCCACCCAGAGCAAGUCUUGGGAAAAGGUUGUGAAGGAACUUUUGUCUAUAGAGGUGAGUUCGAUAGCAGACGCGUCGCUGUUAAAAGGCUCCUCCCUGAGUGCUUCACGUUUGCGGACAGAGAGGUCGCGCUGCUGCGCGAGUCGGAUGCGCACCCGCACGUUAUCCGCUACUACUGCAUGGAGCAGGACAAAAUGUUCCGCUACAUCGCGCUGGAGCUGUGCCAGGCCACUUUGAAGGACUACGUCCAGGGCGAUAGGAGCAAAUCCAUGAAGAAAUUGAGGCCUUUGGAUAUUUUGUAUCAGGCCACGACCGGGCUGGCGCACCUGCAUUCGCUGGAUAUCGUUCACAGAGAUAUAAAACCGCACAAUGUUUUGCUGUCCGUGCCCGAUAAUAAGGGCGAAGUUCGCGCAAUGAUUUCCGAUUUCGGACUGUGCAAAAAAUUGCAAGUCGGUAGGAUGUCGUUUUCCAGAAGAUCCGGAGUUACCGGAACGGACGGAUGGAUAGCACCGGAAAUGCUGUUGGGAAACGAAAGAACGACCUGCGCAGUGGAUUUGUUUUCGUUGGGUUGCCUGUACUACUACGUUUUAUCCGAAGGAUCGCAUCCUUUCGGCGACGCUUUAAGAAGACAAGCGAAUAUCCUCUCCGGCGAAUUCGAUUUAGCUGACUUGAAAGGAGACGAUUGGCAGAAACAAGUGCAGAUUCCUCUACUAUCGGCACUAAUUUCAUCCGUCCCGAAAAAUCGACCCGAAUGCAAGGUGGUUCUGAGGCACCCAAUGUUCUGGUUGAGUUCCAAGAUCUUAUCGUUUCUGCAAGAUGUGAGCGAUAGGGUGGAAAAAUCGGGUCCGGAAGAUCCAGUUCUGCUCUCCUUGGAGGACAACGGUCUGUCCGUGGUCAGGGGGGAUUGGAGGCACCGUAUUCACGAGGAAGUGGCUAAAGAUUUGCGCAAAUACCGGACGUACAGGGGGGAGAGCGUCAGGGAUUUGCUCAGAGCGCUUAGAAAUAAGAAACACCACUUUAGAGAGCUAACCAAAGAAGCGCAAAACUACUUAGGGGAAAUCCCGGAAAACUUCACAAACUAUUGGACAAGCAGGUUUCCCCUACUCUUAGUGCAUUCGUGGAUAACCAUGCAAGUAGUUUUUCACGAAAAAACCUUCAGUAAUUAUUACCACAAAGACUACUUGUACUCACUAGCAAAUUAUCAAGACCAAGUUGAUAGUUACAUAAGAGAAAACCCAAUUGAAAUUCUGCCGGAAAAUAAAAACAUUCUGGAACAUUUCGAGAAAAAAAAUAGCGAAAACUACGAGUAUUCUCCCAAAUAUAAUAAUAAAAGUCCUAGAAAAAACGUUCAAAGAAUAUCGUUUCAAGACCAAAGACCUGUAGAAAAUGUGGGUCUAUACAGAAAUCUACAACCCAAUCAAGUGAAUGUAGAAGAUAUAAAAAUAUCUUUCAACGAUUCCAAACCUCAACACAGAAACAACAAUUUGAACUUUCGAAGAAAUUCAAACGCAAAAAAAAAGAAAAAAUCAGAUGAGCCUAUAGUAUGGGCCACAAAAGACAUUAAAGAAUGA